CAAUGAUCUCCGAAGGGACCCUCCACUCAGCUGUCAAAGCACCCCAGCGCCCCAGGGUGCUUGCAAUUCAAUGGUAGAUGCUGCUGGAUUUGAGAGCGUUGCCCCUUGCCCUCAGGAGAUUCCUCAGAUAAUGGCUGCAGCAGCUGAUGGUUUGGGGAGCAUAGCCCUCGACACCACCCAGCUUAACAUGUCCGUCACCGAUCCCACAGCCUGGGCCACAGCUAUGAAUAACCUGGGCAUGGUUCCCGUGGGGUUGCCUGGACAGCAGCUCGUGUCUGACUCCAUCUGUGUGCCAGGCUUCGACCCAGGCCUCAACAUGAUGACAGGAAUCACCCCCAUCAACCCCAUGAUACCAGGUCUGGGACUGGUACCACCCCCACCCCCCACGGAAGUGGCUGUUGUCAAAGAAAUUAUCCACUGUAAAAGCUGUACUCUUUUCCCCCAAAAUCCAAAUCUCCCACCUCCGUCCACAAGAGAACGGCCUCCGGGGUGUAAGACUGUGUUUGUCGGAGGCUUACCAGAAAACGCUACGGAAGAAAUUAUCCAAGAAGUGUUUGAGCAGUGCGGAGAUAUCACAGCCAUCCGGAAGAGCAAGAAGAAUUUUUGUCACAUUCGCUUUGCAGAGGAAUUCAUGGUUGACAAAGCCAUUUACCUCUCUGGUUACCGAAUGCGAUUAGGGUCUAGCACGGAUAAAAAGGAUUCCGGCCGCCUUCACGUCGACUUUGCCCAGGCCAGGGAUGACUUUUAUGAGUGGGAAUGCAAGCAAAGGAUGCGCGCCAGGGAGGAGCGGCAUAGACGCAAACUGGAGGAGGACCGGCUGAGGCCGCCAUCACCGCCUGCCAUCAUGCACUAUUCAGAGCACGAAGCUGCCCUGCUGGCUGAGAAGCUGAAAGAUGACAGCAAGUUCUCGGAGGCUAUUACAGUGCUGCUGUCCUGGAUAGAACGCGGGGAGGUGAACCGGCGCUCUGCAAACCAGUUCUACUCUAUGGUUCAGUCGGCCAACAGCCACGUGCGCAGGCUCAUGAAUGAAAAAGCCACCCAUGAGCAGGAAAUGGAGGAAGCCAAGGAGAAUUUUAAAAACGCCUUAACCGGGAUCCUCACUCAAUUUGAGCAGAUUGUGGCCGUUUUCAACGCUUCUACCAGACAAAAAGCUUGGGACCAUUUCUCGAAAGCUCAGCGCAAGAACAUAGACAUUUGGCGAAAGCACUCUGAGGAGCUCCGGAACGCUCAGAGUGAGCAGCUCAUGGGUAUCCGCCGUGAGGAGGAAAUGGAAAUGUCUGACGAUGAGAACUGUGACAGCCCAACGAAAAAAAUGAGAGUCGAUGAAUCAGCCCUGGCGGCUCAGGCCUAUGCCCUCAAGGAGGAGAACGACAGUCUCCGCUGGCAGCUGGAUGCCUACAGGAACGAGGUGGAGCUGCUGAAGCAAGAGAAAGAACAGCUCUUCCGAACGGAAGAGACCCUCACCAAGGACCAGCAGCUGCAAUUCCUACAGCAAACCCUGCAGGGCAUGCAGCAGCAACUGCUGGCCAUCCAAGAGGAGCUGAACAACAAAAAGUCAGAGCUGGAGCAGGCGAAGGAGGAGCAGUCACACACGCAAGCAUUGCUGAAAGGCCUCCAGGAACGGUUAAAAGGUACCAAGGACUUGGUGGAGACGAAUGGCCACAACCACGAGGAAGCAAAUGAAAUCAAUGUGUUGACUGUCGCAUUGGUUAACCAAGACCGAGAGAACAACACUGAGAAAAGAAGCCAAGGCCUAAAGUCUGAGAAAGAGGCUCUGCUAAUAGGCAUCAUAUCAACGUUUCUUCAUGUCCACCCUUUUGGAGCUAACAUAGAGUAUCUGUGGUCAUACAUGCAACAGCUGGACUCUAAGAUAUCUGCCAGCGAAAUUGAAAUGCUUCUGAUGAGGCUGCCGCGCAUGUUCAAACAGGAAUUUACCGGCGUGGGAGCAACAUUGGAAAAGAGAUGGAAGCUGUGUGCCUUUGAAGGAAUUAAAACGACCUAGCUGACAGCCGAGAAAGCUGGAAACAAAACCGUCUGAAGCCGGCCCAGGCCGUACUAUGUAGGAGGAGGAGGAUUGGUGUCAGCCAACAUGGGACCUGUGGGGAGCCACCAAAGCCUUGUUCCGUGACAUCUGUGGCGUUUUCUUGUGCGUGGAAAUGUAAUCGUGUACCAGUUCCUUAAACUAGGCAAAGCCUUGUACUAUAACAGACUCGUCCCUAUGAAUACCAAGCAGUGAUUCC
Acomys russatus (golden spiny mouse) is the source of this 2240-nucleotide messenger RNA. It is a transcript of the gene Enox1, whose product is annotated as ecto-NOX disulfide-thiol exchanger 1. Bases 71 to 2002 code for a protein of 643 amino acids. The transcript has 14 exons. The record is from RefSeq and is a predicted model, not a curated record. Gene Ontology annotation, molecular function: RNA binding; protein-disulfide reductase activity. NCBI's taxonomy places the organism in Eukaryota, Metazoa, Chordata, Mammalia, Rodentia, Muridae. Gene Ontology annotation, cellular component: plasma membrane; external side of plasma membrane. Gene Ontology annotation, biological process: ultradian rhythm.